This is a messenger RNA of Adineta steineri, 1110 nucleotides long. The record is from the annotation of a GenBank genome assembly. Lineage: Eukaryota; Metazoa; Rotifera; Eurotatoria; Adinetida; Adinetidae.
AUGGAAACUAAAUCACAAACUUCGUUAUCAAAACGCAUACAAGUCACUUGUGGGGUAAAUGUGGAGGAUUUAGAAUGCAUUAUAUGCACUGAUCUUCUUUGGAAACCUAUCGCUUGUAAUAAUUGCGAUAGUUUAUAUUGCUCAGAGUGUAUCAAAAGUUGGCUUGUUAAAAGUCCAGAAAAUUGUCCACACUGUCAAAAUUAUGUUGAGCGAAGAUGUUCUCCAUUUAUAAUAAAACAAUUGGCCAAACUGCAAUUUGCAUGUAUAAACCAAUCAAAUGGAUGCCCAGAGAUAAUUGGAUACGAAGUACUUGAGAAACAUGAAAUAGAAUGUGGUUACAAACUUCAACAGUGCUCUGGUUGUCAUUCGACAGUAUUGGAAAAAGAGUUAGCAAAACAUGAGGAUGAUUGUGAAUCGAUCAGAUUGACCUGUUCGGAAUGUAAUAUUACGUACUCCAGAUGUGAUGCUUCAUCACAUACUGAAAUUACAUGUUUGCGUGAGCAACUUCGUCAAUUUCGACAAGAUUCUGAUGCUUAUAAACAGCACCAAUCUCAAAUAAUAGAACAACAAAAUUCAACAAUUCAAAAUCUUCAACAAGAGUUUACCACUGACAAACAACAGCAAGCUGAAAUUAUAAACAGACUGACUGCACAAUUGGAACAACAGAAAUUUGGCAUUCAAAAACAUGAAAGGACAACUGAAGAGCUCUCUCAACAACUAAAUCAACUACUUAAAAAGUUCCUACAAAGACAAGAACUCGCUACUCCUGGUGCCCAUGCGAAGCUUCAUAAUGGCAAAACAUGUGUUACUCCUUUUGAUACUAUUGCUAGUACUAUUCCUACUACUACUAGUAGUUUUAGUUUCGAUGCUUCUACUACUCCUACUAGUGCUUUUGGUUCUACUCCUUUUACUGCUAUUGCUAAUACUAGGGCUGUCAUAAAAGCCACAAGAAGGGAGAGCCGUUGCAACCCCAACAACUUCCCCAUCGGAACACCUCUGGCUACUACUACUACUGGUACUAUUCCUACUACUACUACUAGUUUUAGUUUUGGUGCUUCUACUACUCCUACUUUCGAUUCUAUUCCUUUGGUAUUGCCCAGGCAAACAUAA